Messenger RNA from Prorocentrum cordatum, 1939 nucleotides. The record is from the annotation of a GenBank genome assembly. NCBI's taxonomy places the organism in Eukaryota, Dinophyceae, Prorocentrales, Prorocentraceae.
AUGGAGGAGGUCGGCGAGCGGCGCGGGAGUGGCGGCGCCGGCUCGCCCCGCCCAGCGUCCCGCGCGGGCUCGCUGACGCCCGUCGUGAGCGGCCCCCGCCCGGGCCAGCGCCCUGAGUCCCAGCCGGGCUCCGAUUGCUCCGACGGCAGCGAGGAGGCGUCCCCUGAAGCGGCGCCAGAAGCGGCGGCGGCUGGGUCGGCUGCUGGGGCGCAGGAGGAGACCCGCGGGUGCCCCGAGGCGGUCCACGGUGGCAGGCCGCCGCUGGCUCCCGCCGCGGCUCCCGCGCAGCCGGAGGCGGAGGAGGCGCAGGCCGCCAGGAAGGGCGCCAGGGUGACGUUCAACGCCUCCCACACGGACUACGACGUCGUCCUGGCCGCCGCGGAAGCCAGGGGCUGGCGCGUGGUCAAGAACGAGGACAAGGCCGGCCAGUGCCAUGUCCACUGGAUCGACGACGGGCAACCCCCGACGAUCGGGGAUUGGCUCAAGCGCAUCGAGCCGUGGAUGCGGGUGAACCACUUCCCGGGCAUGAACAACGCGCUGGCUCGCAAGACGAGGCUGGCGCGCAACAUGUCCAGGAUGCAGAGGAUCUUCCCGAAGGAGUACAACUUUCUUCCCCCCACGUGGGUUCUUCCAGACGACCUGGGCGAGCUGGAGAGACGAAUCGGGGAAGACUCGAAGGUCAUCUACAUAGUGAAGCCCGACCAUCUGUGCCAGGGCCGGGGUAUUUUCCUUACAACAGAUUUGGAUCGUAUCCGGCAGUGCACCAAGGAAAUGAGAGAAAAGGACCAGGCGGCUGUUGUCCAACGUUACCUGAUGAGGCCAAUGCUUAUUGAUGGCCUGAAGUUCGAUCUUCGACUGUACUUCCUGGUGUGCGGAAAGCCCAGCCAGGGCGGACUUGACUUGCGGUGCUUCCUGUUCAAGGACGGCCUGGUGAGACUCUGCACAACGCCUUACCAGCCACCGACGGAGGAGACCAUGAAGCAGAAGUGCAUGCACCUGACGAAUUACGCCAUCAACAAAAAAAGCAAAAACUUCCAGCAGAACGACGGCGAAGACGGAGGCAGCACGGGCAACAAGCGAUCUUUGAGCUGGUUUCUCAACUAUGUCGAAGAGGAGCACGGUCCGAAGGAACGCAGAAAGCUUUGGAUCAAGAUGAUGGGUCUCUGUUCAAAGCUCCUCCUAACAGUCCAGCCAACCUUGGAGGCAGAGUACUCUGGCGUGUUCCCUCGCGACCUGUCGGGAGGAGACAUGGGCUGCCGCUGCUUCGAGGUCCUUGGGAUAGACGUGAUGCUCGAUUCCAAGAUGAAGCCGUACCUCAUCGAGGUAAACCACCUCCCGAGUUUCACCUGCGACUCCCCCCUGGACGAGGACAUCAAGCGGCGCCUGAUCGACCAGACCAUGGACCUGACAUGUGGGAGCGUGACCAACUCCGCCAAGAAGGCCAGUGAGAACUGCUCGCUCGGGAAAGCUUGCACGGCGAGCGGCCUCCUCGGCCACGUCCUGCUCGUGCUCGCCGAGCCCGAGCGCGUGUUGCGCGACUCCGAGGAGGGCAGCUUUCUCGAGGCGGCCUGGCCCAGCGACGAGGAGGUGCGGGAGCUGUGGAAGGUCACAACUGUGGAGAGCACCCGGGCAGAGAACGGGCUGCACCAGACGACGAUCUUGAUGUACGUGGAGCCCUUCACUAGCCAGCUGCGGCUCAUCGGGGAGAUGAAGGAGGAGGACACCCUGCAGCUGAGCGAGGACGCAGAGGCCCUGGAGCUGUGGCAGAGCCCCGCGCACCUCAGGGCCCGGCUGCGCCCAGACCUGAUGGCCGCGGUUCUGGCCGAAAUGAGGCCCAGAACUCGAAGACAGGGGCGGGUAGUCUCGGGUUCGGUGCGCCCCACCGCUUGCUGACCGGCGUCCGACUGUCUCAGACCACGUGGCUCCCGCUGAUUUUAGG